AUGAGAUUUGAGGAACCAGAUCCCAGAAAUCGAUGGGACUCGCCUUGCUUCACCAUUGCUCCUGAAGAUGACCUAAUAGAACGAUACGGUGAAGCUCUAAUAGAAGCUCUGAUAUUCAAAAAGGGUACCAAGCCCCAUACGGCUACUCACAAGUCUGUAGUAACGCCUUCCAACUAUCUUCAUGAUAUGGACAAGACGCUUGGAGAUAUAGUAGCCAGAAUCAUUGAAUCCCAAAAGGACAAUUUCAGCGAUCACGACGGUCUCGUAGUACCUCGAUCAAGAGGUAAAGUUCACGGUUCUCUAGCCCGUGCUGGUAAAGUCAAGGGUCAAACUCCCAAAGUUGAAAAGCAAGAGAAGAGAAAGAAGAAGACUGGACGUGCAAAGAAGCGCAUUAUAUACAACAGACGAUUCGUAAACGUUGUGGCCGGUUUUGGAGGAAAGAAGAGGCAAAUGAACCCAGCACCAACUUCUAGCAAGUAA
Molecule: messenger RNA, 480 nt
Organism: Synchytrium microbalum
Lineage: Eukaryota; Fungi; Chytridiomycota; Chytridiomycetes; Synchytriales; Synchytriaceae
Exons: 5
Coding region: 1-480 (159 amino acids)
Biological process (GO): translation
Cellular component (GO): ribosome; cytosolic small ribosomal subunit
Molecular function (GO): structural constituent of ribosome
Source: RefSeq, a predicted model, not a curated record